UAUCAUUCAAAAUGGCUGACGUGCGGAAGGUCUAUUUACUUUAUAUUAUACUUCUAGCACACUCUGCCGUCAGUUAUGUGCCGAGGUCAGACUACGUAUGGGCAGAACCAGAUUCGCCUGUUCCUUCGAACCCAUCCAGCAAGUUGGGCAAACAGCUCAGUCUACAACGCGUGCAGGCGCUGCGUAGCGUCAUGCAGGAAUAUGGAGUUGAUGCCUUCAUAGUACCUACAGCUGAUGCUCACAAUUCCCAAUACAUAGCGCCAACAGACGCUCGUCGGGAAUGGAUAUCCGGUCUCCUCGGGUCCUCUGGUACCGCUCUAGUCACAAGUACCACGGCACUAGUGUGGACAGACGGGAGGUACUUCACUCAGUUCUACAUACAAGUGGAUACGACUGUGUGGGGAUUGGUGCGGCAAGGCAUAGACUUAUCGAUCAAUGCAUGGUUGGAACAAAAUAUGCCUAGUGGUUCAGUGGUGGGAGUUGAUCCCACUACCUACACGAGGACAGCCUGGACUCCUUUAUAUAACACAUUACGAGCUGCAAACGUGACAUUAAUGUCCAUUUCGGAGAACCUGGUAGACCUGGCUAGGACCAGAAUAAACGAUCCCCCACCACCUCGCCCUAACGAACCGCUGCUGGCUCUUGGAGUUAAUUAUACUGGUAGAAUUUCCAGCAGUAAGAUAACAGAGUUGGUAGAUCAAAUACGAACGAGGGGAGCAUCUGCACUCAUUCUAACAGCACUAGAUGAUGUUGCUUACACAUUGAAUCUCCGCGGCUCUGACAUACCUUACAACCCGGUUUUCUUCGCCUAUCUCAUCAUACGAGCAGAUAUAAAUGAAAACAACGUUGUACUAUUUUGGGGAAAUGGGACGCUUUCGGCAGAUGUGCGUGCGCAUUUAUCGUCAGAAAAUACACAAAUUGUUGCAAAACCUUAUGGCGAAGUAUUUGAUUAUAUCAGGAGUAUGGUGAUCACUCUACCACAAGGCAGGUCGAUUUGGUUGUCUAGAGACGCCAGUCAUGCUGUGUAUUCUACAGUUGAAAACAAUGGUUUAGUUAAUAUUAUAUCUUCGGUAUCGCCUGUAGCUUUGAUGAAAUGCGUCAAAAAUGAAGUAGAACUUGCGGGUUUCAGAUCAGCCCACAUAAAGGACGGUAUAGCGGUUGUAAGAUUUCUCCGUUGGGUCCACGAAAUGGUGGACGCUGGACAAACUGUUACUGAAAACAAUGUUGUGGACAAACUGGAUGAAUUGAGAGGCGAAGAAUUCGGAUACAUAGGGCCGUCUUUCGCCACAAUAGCGGGGGCGGGGGAGAACGGGGCUAUUAUACACUACAAGCCGUCCCGGGAGGGGACACAGAGGAUUAUUAGGAAGGAGGACAUGUUGCUGGUUGACUCUGGGGGACAGUAUUUAGACGGAACCACAGAUAUAACAAGAACCCGGCACAUGUCAACACCGAGUGAGAUGCAAAAAUUGACAUUCACGAGGGUCUUGAAGGGACAGAUUCUGCUGGGCACUGCUGUCUUUCCGAAGGGCUCUACGGGUAAUCUCCUAGAAACACUAGCGCGCAAAGCUCUCUGGGACGUCGGACUCAACUAUGCGCAUGGCACGGGCCAUGGGGUUGGACACUUCUUGAAUGUACAUGAAGGACCGUCCGGGAUACUUAGUGCUUUGAUAGCUACUGACCCGGGAAUCGUGCCGGGAAUGAUUUUUAGUAACGAGCCUGGUUAUUACGAGGUGGGUGAAUACGGCAUCCGCCAUGAAGAUAUAGUUGAAGUCAUCGAAAUGAAUCAUGAAGCUGAUCAUAUAUUUGCGAAGGGCUUAGUCGGUAACUUCACUGGGCAAGGCGCAGUUGGAUUCUACACGAUCUCACUCGCGCCGCAUCAAGCAAAAUGCAUCGAUGUUGAACUUUUGAGCGAUGAUGAGCUAAGAUACCUCAACUCUUACCACGAAAGAGUACUAUCAACUUUAGGUCCUAUUUUAUUAAAUCGUAACCUAACUGACGACUACGCUUGGCUGGAAAAGGAAUGCGCGCCACUUUACAAAAGUUCCGCCAUCUUUGUUAAAUCCGCGCCAUUUUUAAUAAUCGCGUUCAGUUUAAUAACUAGAUUGUAAAUAAAAUAUUAUUUUUGUA
Molecule: messenger RNA, 2127 nt
Organism: Colias croceus (clouded yellow)
Lineage: Eukaryota; Metazoa; Arthropoda; Insecta; Lepidoptera; Pieridae
Product: xaa-Pro aminopeptidase ApepP-like
Exons: 18
Coding region: 12-2108 (698 amino acids)
Molecular function (GO): metalloaminopeptidase activity
Source: RefSeq, a predicted model, not a curated record